CAGUCCUAAGUUACUUUGCUACCUUCUGUUCUCUUUCUCUCUUCUCCUUUUUUUUACUUUGUUGACAGCCCUAGUAGGGGCCUUUUGUUACCACCCCAGCCAAUGAAAGCAUUUUACGACAGAGAACAGUUGGGAUAUAAAAAGGAGUCCCUUUGCCUAGUGCAUGAUCUGUGGUUGCCUACCCCUCCCCUUUAGAGACCUGCAGAAGGCAGCUGUCCUCUGUGCAGCAGCAAAAGCCUACAGCCAGCAGCCCCACUCUGGACAUUCACAAGUGAAGAAAUGCUGCCUCAGCUGUGUCCUCUGUUCCUCUGCAUGCUUGUCCUGUCAAUGGAGUUCUCCAAAAGCAAAGGAGAGGCUAUCCAGCAGAAGGGAUCUCUGCAGGUGGAGCUCACAUUGGGAGAGAGUGAGGAGCAGGAUUGCCCCGUGUGUACGUGGAGGAAACACAGCAAAGAAAUGAGAUUGGAGAGCAUCAAAUCUCAGAUCCUGAGCAAACUUAGGCUGAAAGAAGCCCCAAACAUCUCCCGGGAAAUAGUGAACCAGCUGCUGCCUAAGGCACCCCCUCUUCAGCAGAUACUGGAUCAGCAUGAGUUUCAGGGAGACUCUUUCCAGCACAACACUUUCCUGGAGGAGGAUGAGUACCAUGCCACUACAGAGACUGUCAUAAGCAUGGCACAGGAAACUGACCACGCAGUAAGAAUAGAUGGGAACCCACACUGCUGCUACUUUAACUUCAGCCCAAAGAUAAUGUUCACCAAGGUGGUAAAAGCACAACUCUGGGUAUAUUUGCGGCCUGUUCAGCAUACCUCCACAGUGUACCUUCAGAUCCUACGUCUUAAGCCUGUGACUGAAGAAGGGAGCAAACACAUCCGUAUCCGCUCCCUCAAGAUUGACCUGCACUCCCGCUCAGGCCACUGGCAGAGUAUUGACUUCAAACAUGUACUGCAGAACUGGUUCAAGCAGCCACAUAACAACUGGGGCAUUGAGAUUAAUGCCUUCGACCCUAAUGGAAAUGACCUGGCUGUUACCUCUCUAGGACCAGGGGCGGAGGGACUGCACCCCUUUAUGGAGCUACGUGUUAUGGAAAACAAUAAAAGAUCACGGAGGAACUUGGGGCUUGAUUGUGACGAACAUUCCACGGAAUCCCGCUGCUGUCGCUACCCACUUACUGUAGACUUCGAAGCCUUUGGCUGGGACUGGAUUAUUGCCCCCAAACGCUACAAAGCCAACUACUGUUCUGGCCAGUGUGAAUACAUGUUCAUGCAGAAGUAUCCGCACACUCACCUUGUGCAACAAGCCAACCCAAGGGGUUCUGCUGGGCCAUGCUGUACCCCUACCAAAAUGUCCCCCAUUAACAUGCUGUACUUUAAUGACAAGCAACAGAUAAUUUAUGGCAAAAUUCCAGGUAUGGUUGUUGACCGAUGUGGCUGCUCUUAAGAUGCUGAACGCUGCCUACUCACCCUCAAAUCCUCUUUCUCUCAAGGGUACAAGCAGACCAAAAUUUUGGGACUGGGGAUAGUGGAGUAUAAGCCUUCAAUGUCCCUUUCCCCAUACAGGUUAAGAUAGAGACUUAUCACUCUUUGCAUUUCAUUUCUGCUUAUAGUUCAGCUCUUGCCCCUUGCAAUAACCUGUGUCAUGUAUUAAUUAUAGAACCCAGAGAGUUGGGUCCCUAAACAAACAAUACCAAAAGCAAGAAAUUAAACAGCAUCUCACACCAGGGUGUGCCAUAUUGCACUAAGAAUCACAGGCCAGCCUUUUUGCAAAAUCCAACUUAUUGUGCAAAUCAUUCUUCCUAUGUAAAAAGAACUGAAAUAAGCAUGGAAGAUUUUUGUUCAUUUUAAUCAUUUUAAAGGCAUUUCUAGUCCAAAAGCAGCAUUAAACAGCUGUCAGAUGCAAAAGAGCCAAAAGUGUCAGAUGUUUUGUACUCGACAGCUGUUUCCUUUACAGUGCCCAAACCAUUGUACAUAAACCAUGUAGUGAUGUAGUGCUUUCAAUAUGUCACACUCUGGUCCAGUUGGUUGCAUUCAUUCACUUGCACUUGUGCACAUCACCACUCACACUAUUUUUCAUGGCCUUUUGCUUAAUAAUCACUGGAGUUUCCUCCCCUUAAUCAAUGUGCCUCGCCCCUCAGACGGGACAGCAAAAGAAGAUCAGGAAUAUUUUGGGAAGAAAUUGGAUGUAUCUUGUGCUUUGUGCAAUAAACAAAAUGCAACACAAAUAAUGAACACAAUAAAAAGCCCUAUUAAGUCUCACUAUGGGUUUUAUAACAUAAUGCCUUUCUGCUCUUACAGUGUAUGGGCUGCUGACAUAUCUGUGGCAGGGACAUACUUAUAGCUCACUUAGAGAUAAAAUAACAAAUACUACAUGGGGGUUCCCUGGGCUGGUUCUAGACUGGGACAAAUAUGGCAGUUUCUCUUGCCAGCUAUUCCUUGGUAAAGGUAGAAAUGACUUAUAAUUACUUAGUAUAGUAAUCGUUAGAUAAUGUUUUAUCUGUAUCAGAUGUGUCUUUUAACCAUCUGUUGUUGAACUGCAGCCUUCAGCCUCUGAAUGCUGUUGGGGCCACAGUUUCUAAGUGUGUUUUAAAGUUUUCUUAAAGGGGAACUGUCACUAUCAUAAAAAGUCCAUUAAAAUGUAGCAGGUGGUUAAUAAAUCUGUUUCCCAAAUAGUCUUUAUUAUUUUUCUUACAAUUGUUUAUAUAUUUAACAAUUUACCUGUGAGUUCCUCGAUCUCUUUUCAGCUGUAACCAACACACUCAUGCUGUGUAUUGCUGACAGGUUUCACCUGCUGUAACACAUUCUAACAUGCUGCAUUGCUACAUUGUUUGCAGCAGGAAAAGACUUUGAGGAAGCACACUAAUAAAACAUUUAUAUCUCAAAAUCUAAGAAAACAAUAAUAAACCCUAUUUGUAUAAAGGGAUUACUAAUAUUCUACUAGAGUCUGGCCGCAUGUUUUUAUCAACUGUUCCCUUUCAUUUUAGUGGACCCAUUCCAUUCUUCUUAUGUAGCCUUGGGUCUCUCAUUUCUGAUGCCAGCCCUGGGGAUUCUAUGAAACAGUUCUACUGCAAAGAGUUUCAUCCUGUAAAACCUGAAAGAUCUAACAUAAGGUCUCGCUAUAAUAUUAUUAAUGGGGUGCAGUGAGCAAGAACAAUUAGGCAAAUCGUUUAUACACAUGGUAUUGAGGCUUCUCAGGGAUUGGGCUAUCGCCAGGUCUGAGUAAGGUUCAUUAUAACUUAUCUUGUUUUCAUGGAACUGGGUAUUUGUCAUAAAGAACGAACACCAUAAAUAUCAUAGAACCUCUGUAUGCCCCUCUUUUUUUGCUGUCAAAACCGGUGCAGUAAUUUGUUGAUCAUUUAGAAUCAUCCAUGUCUUCAUUUGUUUUAGUUACAUCACUUACUCCCUGUCUUGUACAAUGCAGUGGCAUUGAAAAUCUCAUUUUUAAGUUUAUUUUCAUUCUGUGGGAUUUUGCAAUCAUAAUUCCAUCAGAAAAGAGAAAUUGCCCAAAUGUGAUUCUUCUUUCCCCAAACCACCAGCCAACACGCAGCAUUUGUGUGCCUCUCGUAGGCAGUUCCCAGCAGCUUCAUAGUGAUAAGUUUAUUGCAAACCAACUAGUUGUAGGGUGUGCAUUCAUCUUGUGUUUGCUAAGAAGAGGUGAGUACAUUUUCUGUUUAUAUUAGAGAGCUAAAAAAGAAAUUUCAUCCUGUCAUAUUAAUGGCCACUUGGUGCUGGUGACACUCAUUUGUCUGCUAUACUCUAUUGGGCACAAUAAAUUAUAUAUUUUGUGAGCUCUCCCUCUGUGUUAAAUAGCUAAUGGGUGUAAUUGCAACACUAGCCUUCAUGUGUUGUGCCGAAACUACACCUAACACCAGCCUAUUCCUAUAUAAGAACGUACAGCAGCUGCACAAGCUUUUUUGUUGGGUAACAGAACAUUCAAGUUGAAACUUGAAAUUUGGGAAAAUCAAUGUAAAGUAUUUUAUUUUCCAAUGCAAACAUCUUCUUUUGAAACCACACAAGUAUAUUACUCUGAGGGAUUAUCUUUUUGCCACCGAUAAAGGAAAUAUUUUGAAAAACUGCAGAUAUAGUUCAGAUAUCUUGAAUUUUGUAAAGACAGGAAAACUUUUAUAUAAAUAUUUAUUGUUACAAGAUAUUCUGUAUUCAUGUAGAGAGUGAAACAUUUUAUGAACUGUAUGCCUUUAAAAGGGGAACUGCAUUUAAAAGCAGAUUUUAUUAUGUUGUGGGAAUAGCAAAAAGGAGCAUAGUUCUACUCAGUAAAUUCAAAGCCCUUAACCAUUAAUGAGUUAUAUGUCAGUCUUUCACCCCUUCAGCAUAGCCCACUAAAAAACAAAACAAAAUAUGAACUUUUCUCCAGCCAUUACAUGUUUAAAUCUCCAAUAGCAAAAUUUGGUGCAUUUCUAAGGUGAGAAGCAGGGAGACAUAAACUGUAAAUGAAGGCAAAGCAGCAGAGUAUGGAGUGUUGUAAAUUGGGGAAGAGAUUUAGAAUGCGCUUAGGGGAACGGAGAGCCUGUUGCAGAUUCAUAAGGAUGGUUGGGGAAGGAACCUGGGUUCAGAGGUCCACAGUGAGGGGCAGAUCUUUGGAAAGCUCUACAUACAAACUAAAAAUCAUUGGAUCUGCUGUAGCAAGUCACAAUUUCACCUGCUCUUAUUAAAUGCUCACCCUUCCCUGUGAGGGCCUGUAUUAUUUGCUUACAUUUAGUAUUGCCUAUAGUAUUUUAUUACAUUUUGCUGGGAUUCCUGUCUUAAUUUGUCCUUGUAAGGGCUACACUAAACUACAAAUCACUCUGUAAAGCUUCCUGAAUAAUUCCCAAAAUGGAUCUCCCCUAAGCAGCAUAUUAAGCAGAGGCAAGAGAUGUUCAUCAGAUUCAAUUUGUUCAUCUCCUUCUCCUUUCACUAAAACUAUUAUUUUUAAUAUCAUAACAACUGUCAGAUAGUAAAGAUAAGUCUUUUAUGGUAGAUUGAGCAAAACUAUUAUAAUCAUACAAGUUGUAGGAAUCGGUAGACUUUUCAGACAUAGUUAUUUAGUUAAGAAAGAUGACACGGGUCCGCCAUUUCAGAUGAUUCCAAAUUAACCGCCCUGGCUCCAGAGGAUUUUUUCUUUAGUGAUUAAAUAAUGCUAAAAUAAUCUCUUUUGUUUGGCAAGGGCACCAUUUGCACUACAGAAGAUCUUUGGAAGAGUGGAAGAAUUGAUGCUAUUUUUGUUUUCUAUUUGUCCAGCAGGCUCCAGACUUGAAGGGACGUUUUGUCCAGCCUUUAAAUAUAUAUUUAAUUUAGGAGAUACUGCACUGUCAGCUUUCAUAUUCCAAGAUUUGUUCAUUGCACUGUCAUCCACCCUAGUAUGUGUAUAUCUGGGAUGGCUAGAGGUACAGAAGUAGUCUCAUCUGAACACUUUGUCUGCCCUCUCUCCACUCGUGUUUUUGUGUGAUUAGGGAGACUUAGCGUAACAAUAUUCAUAUUAGGGGUGGGAGUUCUGUGUUGAAAGGUUGCCACAGAGGGGAACUAGAACAAAGCCUGCGAUCAGGCUACAACGUCCCCAUGCCAAAUACUAAUUAAGCACUAUUCUAAGUGCAAAGCCUCCACAAACUUCAUGUAACGUUGUGCCAUUGUGUUUCGAGAGCAAAGGCAUGAGGCUUCAGCAGCCUAGAAGUGCACUGCAACCAGGCGCUGCCUGUCUGGAAGUUGUGUGGCAUUCUAUAAAGAAGGCAGUCCCAAAAGAGAAGCAUCUCCUGCUUAGGAACAAGCAUUAAAUGUGAGGUCAAAUGUUAUGAAAUUGAUGUUGCUUUUGCUUAAAGGAAAAAUGCCUUGAAGAUUUUUGUUUGUUUGUAUGAUGGGGAGGAUUUGGUGCUGUGAAUGCUCUCACUACACAGAUCUGUUACUAUUGCUUGUUUGAUGAAAUAAAUGAUGUAGUUAUUUGUGUGGUUUUAGCAAUACUCUCUGUGCUCACAUACACUGUGACAAUGACCAAGACGUUUAGUUUUAUUCUCAGCUUGGAAAAUGGGGUUUGUCAGAAGGUGACUAUUUCCAGUAUAUAUCACACUCCUACCACCUCCUAUUAAUCACGCAUGAUAAUGCAACAUACUGCUUGCAGAAUUACAGAAUACUGGAGACAAUACAAUUACAACAAUACUUGACUGAUAUGUAUGUUUUUAUCAAAUCCCAAAGCAAAUUUUAGGAGAAACAGUGACUUUUCCCCAUACCAAAACCAUACAAAACAAAAGUAGGGGUAAAAAAAAUAAAAAAAAAAUAUCUGAAAUAUUGAAGAAAUAAUGAACUUGCUUGGCCAAUUUCAAUGAAAACUGGAGAGUUGUUAAUUUCUUUCCAUCUCCACCCGCAGGUUUCUUUGGCAUCAAAAGGACAAUACAUAUCCAUGUUUAACAUGCACAAAAUACAUAGGGCUUAUGCUGAAAACUCAUCCUGCCUGACUCCACAACUGCUACUGAUACAGUCAUAACAGACCACUGUUUUGUUUUAUCCUCUUUUAUCCUCUCCUCCUGUCAGGCCCAAGAUCUCUAGGCUCUUACAAAUAUCAGAGGUGCUGCUGAAAGAUGCCAUAGACAGUCGUUAUUUAUCAGGCCCAUGGAGGCUGUUUGGGCCUCUCUGUACCUGAAAUGCCAAGGCCUAUUUUGAUUUUCACUCUGGACCUCCCUCCCACCCCCUGGUACCAUCAGAGUUUGUUUAAUAGUUAACUGCAUAGAAGCUCAAGCUAUAGCCUCCCACUGAGCUACCAAGCUGUUGGGCUCUUUUUGUUUGAAAAAACUAGUCUAGUGGGAAAAAAAUUGAGAAGUUUACAAGUGCUGCCCAUAUAUAGUAAGUAAAAACAACCUGCACUAAUUUAAAAAACAUUUUUUUUAUUUUGGGCAUGGGUAAUCUUCCCUAAACAAGUCACCAGUGUUGUUCUUUUGGCAUUCUUCCCUAAAAUGCCAGAUUGCCAACUCCUUUUGCUGCCAGAAUAGCCCUAAAGCAGAGCCUCAAUUUUGCUUUAUACUUGAUCAGAACUCUGGUGGCUUUUUCACAUUUUCAUCACUUCUUCAUAUAGCCACAUGGCCAGCAUUAAGCCAAAGUGUACUGGAAUUGGCCAUCUAACUAAACAAAACCAGAAGCCAUAUUUGCCACAUAGCAAAGUGCACACAGAAGCCAGGCUAUGAAAGGUAUUUCUCACAUUUGUGCUCUUAGACUCCAAGAUUGCCGAAUGCACAAACUAGGCACAGAACGUUCUCUUCCUAUCUCUGACUACGCUGGUCAUUUGCACAAUGUUAGAUUUUGUCUCUGCACCCUUCCUGGUUGAUUUCCAGUUGGGAUGUUUUCUACAUAUAGAUUUCCAGCAAUGUUAGUCAGUUUGCUGAUCUCUCGCUGUUAUUUUACUUCUUUAGUAAGUUGAAAUACUGUACCACUUUCCCCUCACCCAAACUUGUUUCAUUCGUUACCCAUGCUGGGCACAUGGAGUCCCCAAGUUUCUUCCUUUAAUAGAAACAUGAAGUGAGGUGCAUACCUGGUUCUAAACUAUUUUUUGGUCAGGAAGCUAAUUCCCGUAAGGGAAAAAGUAUGAAAACUCAAUAUAACAGUAAUGUUGUAUUAAUUUUGUGCAAAAACUCUUUCUCAUUGGGUUGCUUUAUGAGCUGUGAAUCUGCCCGGCAUGGUUAGUAAAUAUCCCCUACUUGGUUUUAUACUGUAAACAUUGGGUCCCCAAGAAUAAAAGUGAGGUAUAUAACUGGUUCUAAACCAAUUUUUGGGUCAAGAAGUUAUGGUUUUAAUUAUGCACCCCUAAGGGAAAAGCAUAAGAUAUAACAGUGACGCUGUAUUCAUUUAGUGCAAAAACUGGGGUUUGGUAAAACUUUCUCAUUGGGUUGCUUUAUGAUCUGCUCGGCAUGGUUACUAAAUAUCCCCUACUUGGUUUUACUUAUUUAUUCUUGUAAAUUCUGAUUAACAUAUUAUGAAUGCAUGUGAUUUAUUGUAACGGUAUCUGCUCCAGUGACUUCUCCUGCAGGUGUAUGAAGAUUUCCCAUCAAUUUGCACUUAAUAGAAAUGUUGACUAUGUGCCUCCUUUCAAUAAUAGAAUUACCUUCUGUUAAUUAGGCUACAUAAUGAUCCACUAACAUGUUGGACCACAGUCACUGAAUACCUAAGACCAAUACAUCGUCUGGGUUGUGUCGGCAAGAUGAGCUUUAUGGACUAUAUAGUAAAAUAACCAUGACACAAUAGGUGGAAGCGUGUGCUUUUACCACAUUCUUUAUCUCCCAACCAUACAAAUGGAUCUUUAGCUUUUCCAUUGUAUCAGAGAUAAAUGAACUAGGAGGUUCCCUCUGUAUGGAUGAAAUGAAGGUAUUAGGAUACUAGUGGCAGACAUGCUGUGUGUUCUCACAGUUACAGUUAGGCUCCAUGCUUUAUGGUUGUUACCAAGAUGGUAUGCAACAUUCAACUGUUUCCAGACUAACAUUUUUAUAUGGAUUAUCAGCUUUUGAGAAGAGAGUUACUUCGCCAUUGCUGAAUGAUAAUUCCCUGAUAGGGAUAUUACUGUUUUUUUUAUCACCAUGGGAUCAGAGACAUAUUGUGCUUUAUUCCAAAAAAAAAUGUUUACAUAUCCAGCGUUCCAAACUGAAGGAUAGCAAGAGACAUUGACCACAAUGGCUGUUCUUUGCCAGCAAUGAAAAUUUGUUUUAUGCUUUCCAUGAAUCCCUGCCUGGCUUUUCUGCAGGGACUUCUCAAUCAUCCGACUGCAAACCAUCAGGAUGGGCUUUUUCAUGGUUCUGUGCAAUCCCUGCAAGAAGACCUAACGAGUUCUAGUUACAUACCUGCCUGAACCCAGUUGCUUUUGAAAAAAAUACAAUUAUGUGGCAUCAAGUAAUAAGCUUCAUGUAGAGCUUUAUAGAAUUUAAGAAAAAAAAAUAACAUGCUUUUCAGCUCUUCAUAAUUUGUAUAAAUCGUGUUAAUCUGUAAUUUGUUUUAGUAUAUGUGAUACUGUACAUUUCUUACAUCCUUGCACCAGCUCCUCCAUUUUUUAUAGACUUUGUUUUGUACAAUAAAAAAAACAUGAAUAUAACCUUA
Xenopus tropicalis (tropical clawed frog) is the source of this 9050-nucleotide messenger RNA. RefSeq names its product growth differentiation factor 11, gene 1 (gene gdf11). Gene Ontology annotation, cellular component: extracellular region. Lineage: Eukaryota; Metazoa; Chordata; Amphibia; Anura; Pipidae. The record is from RefSeq and is a predicted model, not a curated record. The transcript is spliced from 3 exons. Bases 280 to 1434 code for a protein of 384 amino acids. Gene Ontology annotation, molecular function: growth factor activity; signaling receptor binding.